AUGACCACGGACUCGGUCAUCCAUGCGGCUGGAGUCCUGCUGGUGCCCCUGAGGCUCGGAGGAAGGGCCGUGUUGAUAGAGGACCAGGACCCUUUCUCCGCGCAUCCUGGGGCUGAGAUAAAGCCCACUGACCGACAGCAGAAAGCCAUAAAGAUCCAGGCGUGGUGGCUGGGCACCCUGGUGCACAGAAUGCUGCUGCACACGGCGCUUGGAGCCUGUGUCAUUCAGCGCUGGUGGCAGCUGACGCUGGGGAAGAAGCUCGCAGAGAGGCGGCGGGUGGCCCUGGAGUCCUAUGCACAGCAAAUACGGGCAGCGGUCAGGCUGCAGGCCCAGAUGCGCAUGUGGCGAGUCCGCCUCCAUUACUGCCGCUUGCUGCACGCCGCCCGCGUCAUCCAGGCGUACUGGUGCUGGCAUAGCUGCCACACCUGCGGCUUUAUCCAGGGCAGCUAUGAUAUCACAUCAAACCAGCUGGGACUGGAGCUUGAGAUCUUUCUGGGGUCACAGAUUUGCCAGGUCACAGACUGCAUCCCUUUCCCAGUAAAGAAGUGA
Molecule: messenger RNA, 549 nt
Organism: Manis javanica (Malayan pangolin)
Lineage: Eukaryota; Metazoa; Chordata; Mammalia; Pholidota; Manidae
Source: RefSeq, a predicted model, not a curated record